This is a messenger RNA of Cercopithifilaria johnstoni, 1152 nucleotides long. Lineage: Eukaryota; Metazoa; Nematoda; Chromadorea; Rhabditida; Onchocercidae. The record is from the annotation of a GenBank genome assembly.
AUGAUCUGUUAUGACGGCAUCGUAAUGCUUCAAAUAGUCAGGAAAUCGGAUCAAAUGAAUAUAUUGAAGAAAAUUAAAAUUUUUAAAAAAAGUGGUGAGAGUACUGAGGAUGCUAAACAGGGACAAGAUGGAGAAAAUAAGACCACCGAUGCGCAACAAGCGUUUACAAUGGAGCAAGCCAGUAAAGCUCUGAAAGCUUACAAGGAUCGCAAAAAAGCACGACAAAAAGCACGUGAAGAAGAAGCAUGUUAUGUGGAAUACAGGAAAGCUGAAAUUUUGGCAAAAUUUAAACCAAAAGUGGGAACGCUUCGAAUUGCUGAUGAGGUUUUUCCAAAACGUCGCAAAGGUUCAAUGGGUUUUGGUGAGCGAAAAGCUCAUUACCUAUCUAUUCGGCCUAAACCUUGUUAUGCAACUUGGCUUGGUAAGCGUCGAAAUGUCAUCGAGGCAAAGCCCUCACCGAUGGCAAUAGCAGCAUCAGUUGAUAUGACAGAUCAUUCGGCUAUCCCAGAAUCAAUCAAACCGCUUGCUAAAGAAUCCGAUAAGCAGGAUCAUGAAAAUGAAUCGUCUAAGAAAUCACUUGCUCCAAAGGAUUCAAAACAAACAUCUCAAACAUCUGCUAUAGACAUACAAACAUCAUCACAUAAAAGAUCAUCAACACCUGGCUCUGACUUUGAAGAUGACAAUAGUCAAGUUAAAGUAGUCACCUAUGGAGUAAAUGCUGAUAAUCCGUUGAUAAAUGGUGUACCAUUUUGGACUAUUGAAACUCCUCAAGAAGAAGAAGCAGUAACAGAUGAUGAUUUGCCAGUUGAUAUGGAUAUUUUGGAGAAAGUUUGCGUCGGAAAAAAGACACUUGAUACACGACCUUUUGAAAAAACUGAAUUUAAUCCGUUCGGUCCAGUAUCUAAAAUGAAAUCGGAUGAUCCAUUAUUCGAUCGCGAUACGAUUUUGUUUUCAAAUACUGUCGAAACGGUAAUCCGAUUGCAGCCUGAAGAUAAUGAGAAGAUACCACAACCUAUUGAUCCAAAUCGACGCCAUAUUCGGUGGGCCGAUAAAAUCAGCGUGACAACUUUUGAUCCCAGAAAUCGACGACCCAAAGAUAUUCGGGUGCCGGUCUUUGAACCAUUACGAAACAUUAUUCGAGAUCGUCGAUAG